This is a messenger RNA of Funneliformis caledonium, 1821 nucleotides long. Lineage: Eukaryota; Fungi; Glomeromycota; Glomeromycetes; Glomerales; Glomeraceae. The record is from the annotation of a GenBank genome assembly.
AUGAAGAAAAAAAAGUCCAUAAAGGAAUAUCUCGGAGAAAAAUUAGAUGAUAUUUUGGAUACCUCGGAACCUAUAAUAAAUACUGCGGGAAAAUUGGCUUCCGCUACAUUGUCAACCAUCGAAACUUUUACUAUCGCUGUUAAAGAUAGAAUAGAUGAAGCUGAACAAUUAAGAGCCGAUCAAGAAGAGUUAAAUAAGUAUAUAGAAGAGAUGGGAAUCGAAGUCAAAGAGAUUGGAGAUGAUGUCAAGCAAGUUAAAACCGAUGUCAAAGAAAUUGGAAAUGAUGUCAAGGAGCUAGCAACCGAAAUCAAACAAAUUACAAAAAAUUAUCCCGAUAUGGUCCAUAACCUAAACUUUGAAGAUUAUGUCCAAGGUGAUGAGAAGCGUGAUGGUGGUCAAGUGACCAAGUGGACGAAAAAAAUAUCAAGAAUUUGCAUUCAAGCUGUUAGUCCCGACCCAGAUUUCAGGCCCAAACUUUCUAAAAUGGUUAAUAUCCUUGGAGAAUGCAACAAAGAGUACGUCAGAUUAUCACACAAGUUUUCACCAUCGUCUUCUAACGAUUCACAAAAAAAAAUUCGCGUUGAGGACGAAGCUCAACAAUUAAAAUCUGACCAAGAAGAUUUAUAUAAAUAUCUGACCGAAAUGGGAGUUAACGUCAAAGAAAUUGGAACUGAUGUCAAAGAAUUUAAAGGAGAGUUUUCUUCAAUGGUUUUAAAAAUUAAUACAAUGAAUAAUAAGAUGGAAAAAAUCCUGGACGAACAAAAUAAAAGUGCAAUACGAAAGGAAACCAAUGUUGAAUAUUAUCAAAAUAAAAUUGAUAAAAUUUUCACGGAAAGUAAUAAAUUAGAUUUCACAGAUUAUAAAGAAACCAAUGAACAGCGUAAUGAUGGUCCUGUUAAUCAAGAUCCAGAAUUUAGGCCAAAAAUUACGGAUAUGUUCAAAGAACUUCGAAAUAAUUACAAAGAAUUCAUCAAAGCUUCACCAUCCCCUAUAAAUUCACAAAAGCAAAGUUACGUGCCACCGAAAACAAAGAAACCAACCCCGCAACGACAAUUCAUAUUGCCGAAUGGAGCCGAUCGAAAUAAUGGUAACAUGUUUGAAAUGAGUGCAACAGGUCAAGAAGAUGAAAAAGAUGAAUCAAGCAAAUUAAGCUAUUUUGCAGAAAAGCUCGAUGAUAUUUCAGAAAUUAUUGAACCCAUAGCCAAAUCAGCGUAUAUGUUAGAAAUGGGAGUUAACGUCAAAGAAAUUGGAACUGAUGUCAAAGAAUUUAAAGAAGAGUUUUCAAUAAUGGUUUUAAAAAUCAAUACAAUGAAUAAUAAGAUGGAAAAACUCCUGGACGAACAAAAUAAAAGUGCAGUACGAAAGGAUACCAAUUUUGAAUAUUAUCAAAAUAAAAUUGAUAAAAUUUUCACGGAAAGUAAUAAAUUAGAAUUCAUAGAAUAUAAAGAAACCAAUGAGAAUCCUGUUAAUCAAGAUCCAGAUUUUAGGCCAAAAAUUACAGAUAUGUUCAAAGAACUUCGCAAUAGUUACAAAGAAUUCAUCAAAGCUUCACCAUCCCCUAUAAAUUCACAAAAGCAAAGUUACGUGCCACCGAAAAUAAAGAAACCAACCCCGCAACGAAAAUUCAGUAUGGACCAAGAUGAAUUUGCCAUAAAAGAUGAAGAUUUACCAGAUUCUGAUAAGCAAGGAAGCCCUCUUACAAAGCUCUUACAAUGGCAAAGGGAUAAUCUUAAUACGCAGAUCAAAAAUGAUUGCCCCCCUCUCUCCUACGAUAAGCUAAUCUUAUCCGGAAAUACACGAGUUGACUGCGCAUAUAUUUAG